Molecule: messenger RNA, 4555 nt
Organism: Phlebotomus argentipes
Lineage: Eukaryota; Metazoa; Arthropoda; Insecta; Diptera; Psychodidae
Exons: 3
Coding region: 128-4438 (1436 amino acids)
Biological process (GO): proteolysis
Cellular component (GO): extracellular region; membrane
Molecular function (GO): protein binding; serine-type endopeptidase activity; chitin binding
Source: RefSeq, a predicted model, not a curated record
AACUGGCGAUGGCGUGAAAAACCGCCCCGUCGUGCGUGAGCCGCUGAACAGGCGACAAUUCGAGCGCCUUCAGCAGCCCGUGACAGAGCCUGGCGUCACGAUCCACGAUCAGUACAGUCAAGUGGUGAUGCAGCGGUCAGGAAGACACUUUGGCCGCAGCGAUAGUUCGCACGUGAUGCGAAUCGCUCGUCCAGGCGCAACGACGGAAUCUCCUGAGCAACGUCGUGAACCGCUGGCGCGAGUGCAGCUUCAGCAGCCCAGCCAAGCCACUCCGCAGUCGCUGCAGUCUCGCCAAGGACCUGAAGAGCAGGAGAACGAAGUGGGCGUGAGUUAUGGAACCGAGUGUCCUGCGUUCGCGACAGGACAAUUUGCCUACGUGAUGGAUUGUCGGCAGUAUUUGAACUGCUGGAAGGGACGCGGAUACAUCCAGAGCUGUCCUCCCGGGACGCUCUUUAAUCCCGAGACCAGUGCCUGCGAUCAUCCCUCGAAGGUUGUCUGUGUCACAUUCGACACUCCCGUUCAGCGUGAGAAGCCCGCGAGACUCCAAUUCCAGCCUCAAAGGCAGAAUCCGACCUCCAUCCAGAGCAGAGGCUUUGGCGACUCGCCACAGACACGGAGAGAGCCAAAAUGCGCUCCAGGAUCAUCGGGAUUGACGGAGCAUCCAUACGAUUGCUCAAAGUUCCUCAAUUGCGCCAAUGGCGUGACAUACAUCCAGGAUUGCGGCCCCGGAACGGUCUUCAAUCCCAUCUUCAGCAUCUGCGACUGGCCUCACAAUGUCAACUGUGGCUCCAAGGCUCUGCCUGACGAUCAGUCGGACAAUGCGCGGCAGCCGGACUACGGAGAGGGGAAGAUUGACAUGCGCAAUGAGUUCGACGAUGACCUCUCAGGCGCUGGAAGUGCUCACUCGCGAAAAAUUUACAACAGACCUCAGUACCAAGGUCCAUCGACGGAAGACCCUCAGUCUCUGCUCGUGCCUUCGCAGGAUCUUCAGCCGCCGAGGCAGAAUCCUGGCCAGGGAAGGCAGUAUCCGGUUUAUGAUCGCACAAAGGGCGCGAGAGGAUUUGGGAGCUCAAAUCCUCAGACGCAAGAUAACCCGACUGGUUUCGGGCAGGCAAAUCCUGGAGAUCCUGGUCGGAAGUAUCCUCUACGCGGUCGUGAGGGAGGGAUUAGUGGAACUUUCAAUCCUCAGGCUGUCGAGAUUCCUUCUUUAGACCUUCAGCCACCGAGGGAAUCCGAAAAACCAGGACAGCAAUGGUCUCAGAAUCCUGGACAGCAGGGAAGCCAAUAUCCUGGACAGCAAGGAAGCCAAUAUCCUGGACAGCAAGGAAGCCAAUAUCCUGGACAGCAAGGAAGUCAAUAUCCUGGACAGCAAGGAAGUCAAUAUCCUGGACAGCAAGGAAGCCAAUAUCCUGGACAGCAAGGAAGUCAAUAUCCUGGACAGCAAGGAAGUCAAUAUCCUGGACAGCAAGGAAGUCAGUAUCCUGGACAGCAAGGAAGUCAGUAUCCUGGACAGCAGGGAAGUCAAUAUCCUGGACAGCAAGGAAGUCAAUAUCCUGGACAGCAAGGAAGUCAAUAUCCUGGACAGCAGGGAAGCCAAUAUCCAGGACAGAAAGGAUCUCAACAAUAUCCUGUCUAUAUUCGUCCAGGAAGUCAAUCACAGGGAAUUCCUUCUGAGACCUUGCAACCGCCUCCAGUUCAGGAUCCACAGCAAGAUCCUGAUGCCAGGACCUUUGUGAUUGGCCUAAUUCCUCCACCGACAGAAAGACCCUCUUCUCUGGACUCCAGAUGGUCGGAUUCGCAGCAAAGGACCGUGAACCAGUGGCAAUUGCCUUGGCAGCCGACGUCAACAGAGAGGACGGAAGUCUCCGUGACUUACUAUCCUUCCUACAAUCGCCAGUACUACAAUCCUCAGUCUCUCACCACAGAGGAUCCGUCUCAUCAGAGCCAGUUGGCCAUCAGUGAGGCCAUGCAGGCUCUGCUGAGGCCGUACUUGAGAGGAUCAGGAUCUCAGUCUCAGGUGGACAUGAAGAAUGUCUCGGGCAUCUUCACGACCACUCCUCUGCCGCCGAUGACUGGAGAGCAGGAGAGUCUGGCUCAGGGCGGAGGAUGGAAGCCGCAAGGAUCGGCUGGAUCUGAGGAAGAGAUGGCCGUUCCGCCUGGACAUAGUGUUGAGUGGCACAAGGCACAUCCGCAUGUGCCUCUGCCUGGUCAGGGAAAUUCCAAUGAACCAGUGAUGCCUCCCGGACACAGCCUGGAGUGGCAUCGUGCGCAUCCGCAUGUGCCUCUGCCUGGACAACAGGAUUCUGGCGAGGCAAUGCCUCCAGGACACAGUCGUGAGUGGCACAGAGCGCAUCCUGAAGUACCGCUUCCUGGAAAUCAUCAUGGGCAUCAUCAUCGCUGGCACGGUCGAGGUCAUCACCAUCACGAUCAUCGUCCACACCACAGACAUCAUCACCAUCACAACAGAGAACCGGAGAGCACCACUCCGACCACGGACACAAUCUCAACGCCUCUGCCCAAUAUCGAUGUGAGACUCAGCGUCCCUUCCACUCCAGGAUUCAUGCCGCUGGGCAGUCAGAGCGCGAAUACGCGCUGCGCGGGCCAGUUCAAUUGUUCCAAUGAGUUCUGCGUCUCACAGGACGAUGUGUGCGACGGGAAGAACGACUGCGGCAACUGGAAAGACGAGUCCGACUGUGACCAUAUUGGAUUCGAGAUGCGGCUGUCCAGUGACCAGGGAGCGGCGCACGAGGGCAGACUAGAGGUGAAGGUGUACAAUCAGUGGGGCUAUGUUUGCGAUGAUAAGUUCGAUAUGCGCGACGCGGAUGUUGUGUGCCGCGAGUUGGGAUUCCCUCUGGGCGCGGCGGAGGUGCGCGGGAAUUCCUACUAUCCGCCGCACAGGAGCAUGCUUCGUGGCGAGGACAGUGCCAUCUUCCUCGUGGACGAGCUGGACUGUCGCGGCAGCGAGAAGACCGUGAGGGAGUGCGACUUCAGCGGAUGGGGCGUGCACGAUUGCAAUGCGGAGGAAGUGGUUGGCGUGGUGUGCAAAGUGCCCGUGAUGACUUGUCCGCUGGACUACUGGCUGUGUGACACGUCGCAGGAGUGCAUCCCCAUCGGCUUCCUCUGUGACAAUGUGCCGGAUUGCACGGACCACUCGGACGAGGAGCAGCGUCACUGCGCGGCUCCGGUGGAGAUUCGCCUCGCCGGCGGACAGAGUCACCUCGAGGGGCGCGUGGAGGUGAAAUAUCGCGAGAUUUGGGGCACAAUCUGCGACGAUGACUUCAAUGCAGAGGAGGCGGCAGUGGUUUGUCGAUCUCUGGGCUUCCAUGGGCCGUCUUACGUGCUGAAGAACACUUUUGGUCCUGGGACGGGAAUCAUUUGGCUGGAUCAGGUGGAUUGCGUGGGCAAUGAGACUUCCGUGGAGCAGUGCUCGCACUGGCACUGGGGAGAGCACAAUUGCGCCCACUCUGAAGACGUGGGCAUCAAAUGUUCUCACGGGGAACCGACACAGUACAGCGUCAGGCAUCAGACUUCGCCCAGCAAUCAGCAGUUUGGGGCGCAACUCGACUCCAGAAUCUCACUAGACAUUCCCGAGGGGAGCAUUAAAGUGCAAUUUCCACCGGUGGAAUGUGGGAAGGUGAAAGUGACUCAGCAGGAGAGCGAAUGGGAGAGACAUGUGGGCUUCAAGGUGAUCAAUGGAACGCACGCCCAGAGAGGAUUUCAUCCCUGGCAAGCAGCGAUCCGAGUGCGUGGCGCCGGAAAGUCUUCUCACUGGUGCGGAGCUGUUCUCAUCUCUGAGCAGCAUCUGUUGACUGCGGCGCACUGUCUCGUGGGCUACUCGAAAGGCGCCCUGUUCAUCCGCCUGGGGGAUCAUCAUGCGGAAGUCGUGGAGCCCGAGGAGGUGGAGAGCUUCAUUGAGAACUUCUACGUGCACGAGGACUUCCGCAGCGGCGGACAGCACAUGAAUAACGACAUUGCGAUCAUUGUGCUGAAGAAACCGGUGGCCUACACGGAUCACAUUCAGCCGAUCUGUCUGCCGCCGAAGAACAGCAUUUACUUUCCCGGCAUGAAGUGCACCAUCUCCGGCUGGGGCUCCAUUCAGUCCGGCAAGUCGAAUGUUUCAGCAUCGGCGCUGGAGCUGAGAGCUGGCACCGUGCCGAUCCUGGCGAGGGACGUCUGUGAGGAGCCUCAUGUGUACGGAAACAGGAUCACAGACGGCAUGUUCUGCGCCGGAAGCCUGGACGAGGGAGUUGACUCUUGCAUGGGAGAUUCCGGCGGCGGUUUGGUGUGUCAGAGCGAAGGGACUCACAAACUGUACGGGAUCAUCUCGUGGGGCCAUCAUUGCGGCUAUGCCAACAAGCCGGGUGUGUACGUGAAGGUGUCACAGUAUAUCGAUUGGAUUUGGGACAAGCUCAACGGCACAUCAACUCCGUCUCUCUGAGAGCGGAGCCACAAUUGCCGCGCUUCAACGCCUUGUAUUAAAAAUGCACUUUAACCUUCUCGUUAGACUGUAGAAGUACAUGGAGGAAAAAAAAGAGAGAAGAAAAAUCCAAAAUCA